Messenger RNA from Cladophialophora psammophila CBS 110553, 1779 nucleotides. RefSeq lists its product as uncharacterized. The transcript has 2 exons. Lineage: Eukaryota; Fungi; Ascomycota; Eurotiomycetes; Chaetothyriales; Herpotrichiellaceae. The record is from RefSeq and is a predicted model, not a curated record. Bases 1 to 1779 code for a protein of 592 amino acids.
AUGUUGGCGCUCAAGUCUAUGAAGUUGCCUUAUUCAGGCGCAGAGCACUGGCACGCGACAAAAGAUAAGGUCCAACUCCCGUCAGAGGUGCUAGAUUUGAUCGCUGAGCUGCUCUAUGAAGGUAGCUAUCGGCAGCUGGAUUCGCUUUUGCCCUUCUCUCUCGUUUCGCACCAGUUGCGAAAGUCGGCAUUACCCUUCCUCUUCGGAACCGUGUCCCACGUUAUCCGUGAUCUUAUGGAUCAAAGGGAACAUGGGCUUCUUAGUUGGCUCCUCGAUAAUCGCCACCUCCUCGGCUAUGUCCACACGCUGCAUGUGCAACGCCCGCUGGAGAUAGCAGAUUUCUCCCCUCCUCAGAACGGGGAUAAUCGCGAACAUUAUUACUCGGACCUUAGGGCAGUGCGCGAGAGUCUGCCUUUCAUGCACCGGCUUCGCCGCAUUAGAUUGGACUGUUCCGCCGCUGCAGCACACCAAGUGCUCAAGAUGCUGUCGGAUGAUCAGCAAUAUGAAGUCAUUCUUGGCCAUCUCUACACAUCUUCGCCGUGGCCAGAUAUGAUUCAAGCAACCACAGCGAUGGUUUCGAUUGCCGGGCGCCAUCAGCUCGCCCUAGGAGCCUUUGGCGCACCUCCCUUCAGUUACCCGGAGCCCGAUCAAGCCACUUACGAUGCGGUAGCAAAAGCCGCGGCUGUAGAUCUGCACGUGGCCUGGCUGCUCGAUAGCUUGGCUGGAGUUGACUCGGAGACGCCACAUUUGAGAGGGACCCCUUCGUGGACCGAGUUGCGGUUGAUUAUCCCGCGCCAUGCCAUGGGAGAUCUGAGUGUGAUACCAUGGGAGAAUCUCCGAAGGCUGUCCAUUGUCUGGGGUAAUACCGUCAUGUCUAUCAACGAAUUCAUCUAUUCGAGUGCUCCCCGACUCAUCCAACUUCAGGCGUUGCGCAUCUGUGCAGAUCACCAGCGACACUAUCACCCGACCUGCCCCUACACAGGGACCAUGGGUCCGUUGUUUGAAAACGAUCCUGGCCGGCCUUUCGCGAUCGACUUCACGCAGAUGACAGAGCUGCGAGAGCUGGAGAUUGAUGGGAUAUGCAACCACAUCCCUAUAACGGACCUUGUGGGUCCCAGCCUCCGUCAUCUACGGCUGCACUGUGAGGAUUCGCGCUCUUCGGUUUACAGUAAGCAGAGCCAGCGUAGCCAUACCGAUAUUCUGACGGCGGCGAAACUCGCACCAAAGAUUGAGCGGCUGGAGUUGGACGUUGGUUACAUCGAGCACUUGUGGCAUCCCACAGCAAUUCCCGGGGUAGAUGUGCAUGUCGAACAAUAUGCAUUUCUGAACGCGCUCACCAAGUUUCGCCAUUUGCGAUUCCUCCGUCUAUUCCCUCCCUUCAUAUCUAGCUCCUGCCUACGCCUCGAGUGGAGGUUGCACCACUCUGUUCCGGUUUCCGACAUUCAGGCGAUCCGAGUCUUCGAUCAGCUGCAGAGGGAAUGCCCCUCUCUACAGCUGCUGUCCAUCGCCGCCGCCCCGUCCGUCGUCGACAUUGACACCAUGUAUUGGCAGGUCACACGGCAAGAAGACAAGACCAUUCUCACAACUGGCCACAGAGCGCGAAAUUACAAACACUGCCAAACCUGGAUUGGACAUCGGAGGAUGCGCAGUGAAAUCAAGCGAUUCAAUACGCCGCAGGUAUACUUACCAGAUUCUGAUGGUUGGAUGCUUACCCGGAACGAUCUUCAUGACGUCCGUCAAAUUCCGUUUGGGGUGAGAUGGUGGGAUGCUGAUCUAUAA